GAAAAAUGAUGGUGGAAGAAUUGCGCCAAACUUGAACGACGACUUGUCAGCUUUGUUUUGUCGAUCAGCUGCGUUUUAGGAAGCUUGAGAGUACCAAGGUGAACAACACAUCAUGACUUCUGAACGGUUUCAGGAGUACAAGAUUGGUGGGGUAUCCAUCUUGUUUCCAUGCAAACCAUACCCCUCACAGUUCAGCAUGAUGGACAAGAUUAUUAAGGGAAUUGAACGCCAACAAAACUGUCUGCUGGAAAGCCCCACGGGAAGUGGUAAAAGUCUUGCACUACUGUGUUCUACACUAGCGUGGCAAAAAGCAGAAAAAGUUAAAUUCCUCAAAGAAGAGGAACAAGAGCAAAUGGUUGAAAAGUGUCGCUGUUCCUGUCAUUCGAGCAUCACUACACCGCCUAGCAACUACAAACCAAACAUCACAGAAUCAGUUUGCAACAGCACAACUAAAGUUAAUGUUUCACCAUACUUUCACAACGACCAACAAACAGAUGCGCCUGCUGGAAGAAUUGUCAUUGAUGACGAUGAUGAUGAUUUUAAGCAGGAUGGGAAAAAACUAAAAACUCUGACUUCAAAGAUUACUGGAAAUAGUCCCCGAAAACACAUCAGUAUUUCCUAUGAUGAUGGACAUCUGGACACUGAUCGAACUCCACUAAAACCAGUAAACCUCAUGGAUGACAACAUGAGUUGUAACACAAGUAAAAUUACCAGCUCAGAGGAUUGUCAAAAUUGUUCUUGUAAAAUAUUCAACAAAGCUGAAAAAUCAACAAAGAGAAAAAUUCCCAAGAUUUAUUUUGGCACCAGGACUCACAAACAAGUUGCACAAAUUGUUCGUGAAUUAAGAAAAACUGCUUACAGUGACACCAGCAUGACAAUUCUUGCCAGUCGUGAACACACCUGUAUCCACCCGGUAAUAUCACGGUCAUCUAACAAGAACGAGGGCUGUAAGGAUUUGCUAAAUGGUCCUGGUUGCAGUCUGUGUGAGAAAGCAAAACGUGUUUCCUCUCAUGUUGCAUUGAAUGCUUUUGGUCUUACGGGUGCAUGGGAUCUGGAAGAUAUUGUUGAUGUCUUGAAGAAGAAAAAAGCAUGUCCUUACUUUGUGACGAAGGGACUUAAAGACUGUUCAGAUUUGAUUAUCUGUCCAUACAAUUAUCUGGUUGAUCCCGUCAUCAGAAACAGUAUGGAGAUUAAUUUGAAGCACAACAUCAUCAUUCUGGACGAGGGUCACAAUAUUGAAGACUCCGCUAGAGAGGCCGGGAGCCAGACCAUCAUGGACGAUAAGUUGAGCAAAGUUAUCACCGAACUUGAUGCCUUGAUUGAAGCCAACAUCAAACUUGCUGACCACCUGACAAUAAAGAAAAUGUGUUCUGGUCUGGAAAUGUUCAUUCAUCGAGAAUCUGAAGAUCUUGAGCAGAAGGAUUUCAAUACAUCUUGUAAAAUCUGGGCAGGGUUUGACAUCGUGGCACAGAUGAAUAACAUGAAGAUGGGACCAAACCACUUUCAAGACUUGCAGAAAGCUUACAAGUUUAUCUGUGAAGAGGAGGAGGACGAGCGUAAGAAUGAGAAGGGGCAGAUCAUCAAGUUAGGGUCGGCGAGUCGGCAGGUGCUAGAACAGAUCUUUAUGGUCAUGGAAUACAUGUAUCGACACGAUCUCAAGUUUGUCGAGGACUACAGAGUUUCUGUUCUAAAGACUACAAGUUACUCAAGGAAACCGAAUCAGCAAACGAAUGCUGUUUGGCUGAUGUCUAAGAGAAAUCGAAGAGAUACACAGCCAAACAUAGAAGUAAAUUUUUCGCUGAAUUUCUGGUGCAUGAAUCCAGCAGUGGCAUUUUCCGAUUUUGCCGAUUGUCGAUGUCUGGUGCUGACUAGUGGAACCCUGUCUCCAACAUCAUCAUUCCAGUCAGAACUUGGUCUGCCUUUUCCAAUCCAGCUCGAGGCAAAUCACGUAAUAAAAGACAAUCAAAUAUGGGUUGGUGCGAUUGGCCAGGGACCAACAGGCUCACAAUUGCAGGCAGUGUAUCGCAAUGUGGACACUUUCGCUUUCCAAGACGAACUGGGACAGCUAAUUCUUCGGGUUUGUGAGACUGUACCCCAUGGUGUUCUGUGUUUUCUGUCGUCAUACAAGAUGCUUCAAAAAGUUCAAGAAAGAUGGAAGAUAACAGGUUUAUGGGGGAAGAUUCUGCAACGGAAAAAGAUUAUUUCCGAACCAAGAGCGUCAGACAAACAGGAUUUUGAAGAUCUGAUGAAGUAUUUCUACAAAGUUAUAGAAACUGGGGAAGAUUCAGAGGACUCUGAUGAGGAAGGAAGUACGGAUGGUGCUUUGUUUCUGGCUGUGUGUCGAGGGAAAGUCAGUGAAGGAUUGGAUUUUGCUGACAACUUUGCCCGCGCUGUUAUUACAGUUGGCAUACCCUAUCCAAAUUUCAAAGAUAUACAGGUGGAACUGAAACGAAAAUAUAAUGAUCAAAACAGAUCUCGCGGUCUUCUCUCGGGCAGUGACUGGUAUGAAAUCCAAGCAUUUCGAGCCUUGAACCAGGCUCUUGGGAGGUGUAUUCGUCACAGGAGAGACUGGGGAGCCCUUAUUCUUGUCGAUGACAGAUUUGUGAAAAACUCACAGAAAUAUUGCAAAGGUCUUUCCAAGUGGGUGAGAAAUAAGACACAAACAUUUCACAGCUUUAAUCAAGCAAUGGAGUCCUUGGCCUUCUUCACCAAGACUAGAAUCGAAGCUUCAGAGAAGGAAGGGCCUGACACUACAUUUCUUCCAAGUACUCCUAGCACACCGACUUCCCAACCAAUCAUUUGUCAGGAGCCAGUGACCUCUCCAAGAACACCAUUCCACGACAAGCGAAACACCUCCACAUUUUCACCUCCAUACAGUGUGAACAUCGACAAGUCGGCAACCAAGAAUGAGCAGCCAGCGUCUGGAUUCUUUACACCAACAAGAGGUGUACUGCCAGGAACUUCUCUCAUUGUUUCUCCUCCAUCGGCUGUGACUCCAGAUCAGAAAAUAUCUUCCAGACAAAAUGUCGCCUCCCAGGUUCAGGGACAAAAUGUGAAAACUACUGGUCAGACAUUUCUGAUCCCUCAAGCUGGUUUUGUGCCCGGUCAGAAGACCAUUUUCCUUCAAGGAAGUCCCUUGCCUGUAUCUGUGCAGAAUGGAGUGGCUGGUGUUGGUAAAAGGACACUGAAACAGAUUUCUUUGCUGCCACCACAUAUACAGCCAUCUUCAACCAGCAGUCAGGUGAUCUCUUCACCUUCCCUAAUACAGCAAGCUGAUGGGAAGAAUAAAAAUCAUGUCUUCUUUUUACAACUACCAAUGAAAGGUUUUCAAGCUGUUCAGUCACCAAAUCAGAAUGUACAGUCUGCACAAGUGAAAUACCAACAAGUCGUUCAAUCACCAAGUCAUAUACAUUCUUCCGAAACUCCAAAUAGUAAAACCAGUUUAAGUGUAGACAAGAAUCAGGUUAAAUCUGAACACAAAGAUUUGCCUGUCUCUGUAAAGUCAUUAAAACCAAAAAAAAAGUCUGGAAAUUUAAAGAGUAAAGUUUCCACUGGAAGCAAAGAUGCUCAAGGAAUUAAUAAAUUCUUUAAGUUUUGUAAGGUGGAAAGUUUGGAUACCCCAACACAUGAUAAUGUAGCAACAAAGAAAUCUGUUACUGAUUUGCAUAAUCAGACCAGUGACGACUCUGGGUGUUUUGCUGGUGUUGGGAAUGAAAUUGUUGAGAUGGAAUCUGAAUUGAAACCAUUGGCUCUUAGUAAAGAUGACACAACUGAAAAACAUUUCGAAAGUCCAUUGCUCUUUGAAGGAUCUUCUCAGUCAGAACCAAGCAUGAACAUUCCAAACAAGAAUAACUCGUUGAGCAUUGACCAAGUACGUGAUAAUAAAGGAGAAAAUGGUGCGUCUUGUAAGAAACCAUUGUUUAGAAGAAAGAGCUCUGUUUUGGAGUCUCAGCUACAGUCUUCUGAUGCCGAUCUUGACGUGAAAUCGUGGAGUGAAGAUGUUAAAAUAGAAGUAGAUGAUUUGAUUAAACCAGAAACAGAGAGAAGUGUCGAACAUAAAAAGAUCAACUUGUGUGGUGAAAACAUUAAAGUGGAAGUGGGUACAGUGAUUAAAUCAGAAGAGAAGAGUGACAACAAUACAAAGCUGAUCUCCAGUGAUCAGGAGGAUUUCCAGGAACCGGUGAUAAAACGGCGGAGUGCCCGUCAGAUAAAGCGCAAGUCCGACGGUAUGUUGAGACAGAAAAACAAAAAACAUAAAGGAGUUGACUUCUUGGAUGCUUCGGAGUUGCACGAUGAAAAGGAACACAGGACAACCCUGGUUCAGUGUUGUGCGUGUGGAAGUAUUUUGGUUCAAGAUGUUAAAGACUGUGAGAAACGAAAAAGGAUACCCAGUUUCUUGCAAGGAGUGUUGGAGAAAAAGAAUGCAUUUGUGCUACAUUUCACCAGUACAGAUUUACCCAGAAACUUGCAAGUCCAAACUUCAAACCUACAAUCUGAUGUAUAUUUAAACUGUGUGUGGAAUGAAGACCACAAAGCCUGUAUCCAGUAUCUGUCAUGUUUAGCUUGUGAUUCUGGUUCACAUCAAGUAGAGACUGUAGGCUGCAGAGUAGAGACUGUUGGCUGCAGAGUGGUGUUCAGUGUGGACACAUCGGAGUUUAAAAGUGGAGAGACAUGGCUUUUAUCUCCUAUGGUAAAGUGGACGUAACAUCAUCUGUGAUUUUCCAAUUAAAUGGACUGCAAGGCUGUGAUUAAAUUCCCUGUCUGUGACUCCCAUUAUUGAACAUCACUGCUUAUGUCUGAUAUGCAUUUUCACACUGUUACUGUUAUGGGCCUAUUUAAAGGAAGGGACAAUUAAGGCAUUUGGCCUGGUAUGCAUAUUCAACGAUAUAUAAUGCACAUUAUUGCUUAAUAUCAACAAGUAUAAUCGUAUAGUUA
Molecule: messenger RNA, 4935 nt
Organism: Gigantopelta aegis
Lineage: Eukaryota; Metazoa; Mollusca; Gastropoda; Neomphalida; Peltospiridae
Product: Fanconi anemia group J protein homolog
Exons: 32
Coding region: 113-4705 (1530 amino acids)
Biological process (GO): nucleotide-excision repair; double-strand break repair involved in meiotic recombination
Cellular component (GO): nucleus
Molecular function (GO): ATP binding; hydrolase activity, acting on acid anhydrides, in phosphorus-containing anhydrides; DNA binding
Source: RefSeq, a predicted model, not a curated record